UGGUUCCCACUUCCCACGUUUACGCUUGUCCAUUGUGAGCUGUGUUAAUGGCAGGCCGUUUUGGUGGUUACUCUUCCGUUGUCCACGGAAGCAUUCAAGUCAAACCCAUUUUGUCCAAACCCAGAACCGUAUCUUUAAGCUUUGGAUUGAAUCGAAGCUUAUCAUUCCCCUCCUUUACCCAACUUGUCUUUUUUCUUCAAAAUCUUAUUUUGGUUGCAUUUGCAUACGAAGAACGAAACUCGUUUCAUUGAUCAGAGAAGAAGCAUGCAGUGUGCUUUUCUUCAUUGUCAUGUUGCAACUUGCAAUUCAAAGCAAUGCACUCCUCAGUAGAAACAGUGUCUGUGUGUGAUUUUGACUGUAAAACUCCAUCAUAAUCAUAGUAAUGGAGAAGAGAUAUGAGAAGUUAGUGAGGUUUUCCAGUGAUGAAGGUAAACAAAGUCUUGAACUUCCUUGGGAAAAGCUAGACUCUCAGAAACACCAUGAGAAGGCAUUCACAGUGUAUCCAGAAUGCAAAAUGAGUAUUGGUGACAAGAACAGAAUGAGUAUCAAAAUUCCCGCGCUUGCAAAGUUUAAGGUUUUCCCAGAAAACCAUGAGCCAUGGAAGAAGAAAAUUCUUGAUCCUGGCAGUGAUGUAAUUUUGGAGUGGAACAGGGCAUUCCUGUUUUCUUGCAUUCUGGCACUGUUUGUUGAUCCGCUGUUUUUCUACCUUCCCUCAGUGGCAAAUGAUGGGAAAUCGUCGUGUAUGGCUACUGAUUUGAAUAUAGGAAUUGUUGUGACAUGUUUCCGAACAUUUGCUGAUGUUUUCUAUCUGCUCAACAUGGCCAUCAAGUUCAGAACUGCCUAUGUAUCACCGAGUUCUAGGGUGUUUGGAAGGGGUGAGCUUGUUAUGGAUCCUAGGCUUAUUGCAAGGCGAUAUUUGAGAUCAGAGUUCUUCCUAGAUCUUGUUGCUACAUUACCUCUUCCCCAGAUUGUGAUUUGGUUUAUCAUGCCAGCAAUCAGAAGCUCCCAUGCUGAUCACACCAACAAUGCACUUGUACUCAUUGUUCUGCUUCAAUAUGUCCCCAGAUUAUAUUUGAUCUUCCCAUUAAGUUCUCAGAUUAUUAAAGCCACUGGAGUAGUUACAAAGACAGCUUGGGCUGGGGCUGCUUACAAUCUUUUACUUUACAUGCUAGCUAGUCAUGUGUUGGGGGCAUCAUGGUAUCUGUUAUCAAUUGAAAGGCAUGCUACUUGCUGGAAAUCUGAAUGCAGAAAUGAAAGCCUCCCUGUAAAAUGUGCUCUUAAGUACUUAGACUGCAGCACUUUAAACCAGGAUGAUCGCAUGAAGUGGGUAAACAAUACUUCUGUGUUUGGUAACUGCAAUCCUGAAAAUACCACCAAUUUCAACUACGGAAUUUUUGCAAGUGCAGUGGAAAAUAAUGUUAUCUCCUCUGUGUUUAUAGAGAAGUAUCUCUAUUGUCUGUGGUGGGGUUUGCAGAACUUAAGUUCCUAUGGCCAGGGUUUGACCACAAGCACAUUCAUUGGGGAAACUGCAUUUGCAAUAGUCAUGGCUAUUCUGGGUCUGGUUUUGUUUGCGCACUUAAUUGGUAACAUGCAGACCUAUUUGCAAUCUAUUACUGUGAGGCUUGAAGAAUGGAGGCUCAAGCGACGUGACACUGAAGAGUGGAUGAGCCACCGUCAGCUCCCACAAAAUCUGAGAGAGCGUGUCAGAAGAUUUGUUCAAUACAAGUGGCUUGCAACUCGCGGGGUUGAUGAAGAAACAAUCCUACGUGGCCUGCCUAUUGACCUACGUAGAGAUAUCCAACGCCACCUUUGCUUGGACCUUGUUCGACGUGUUCCUUUUUUCUCACAAAUGGAUGAUCAGCUACUUGAUGCAAUAUGCGAGAGAUUGGUAUCAUCAUUGAGUACUCAAGGCACGUACAUAGUUAGAGAAGGAGACCCGGUUACAGAGAUGCUCUUUAUCAUCAGAGGGAGACUUGAAAGUUCAACCACAAAUGGAGGCAGAACUGGUUUCUUCAACUCUAUUACCUUGAGGCCUGGUGAUUUCUGUGGAGAAGAGCUACUUGCUUGGGCAUUGCUUCCAAAAUCCACUCUCAACUUGCCUUCUUCUACAAGAACUGUUAAAGCCCUUGUAGAAGUUGAAGCAUUUGCCCUAAGAGCGGAAGAUCUUAAAUUCGUGGCCAAUCAGUUUAGACGUCUCCACAGCAAGAAGUUGCAGCACACUUUCCGUUUCUACUCUCACCAUUGGAGGACAUGGGCAACAUGCUUCAUUCAGGCUGCUUGGCGCCGGUUCAAGAAGAGAAUGUUUGCCAAGAGCCUAAGCUUGAGGGAAUCCGAGUCCUUCAAUCACUAUCAACAUACUGCACAAGUAAAACAAAACCUAGGUGUCACUAUACUGGCUUCAAGGUUUGCUGCAAACACAAGGAGAGGAGUUCAGAAGAUGAAGGAUGUAGAGCUGCCCAAGUUGCAAAAGCCUGAAGAACCAGACUUUUCAGUAGAGCCUGAUGAUAAUUAGAUCAGCAUUGCAAUCUACAGUUCCAUGACCAUCUUCAAGAGUUAAAAUCACUAUUCCUCUCACAAAUAAUUCGGGUCCAUAGCUACAAUACGUGUGUAUUAUUUGUUGCUGAUAGAGAAGCUUUCAGGUUUUCUCUUAGCCUGAACCUUUUUUGGCAUGGUACAUCUCUUAACCUAUACUUUACCACUUGCUUGAUGAUGUGUGAUCCUAUCGCAGUCAACAUAGUUGAUGUCCCUAUGCAUCAACUUCUAGCAAGAAGUUGCUUUUGUGUGUUUGCAGUUUGGUACAUCUUCCCAAAAAACGAUUUUUAUCUUGUAUAUUACAGUUACUUGACAUACCACUUGUAUAUUACACUGCACCAUUGUUCUU
Messenger RNA from Vigna angularis (adzuki bean), 2881 nucleotides. RefSeq names its product probable cyclic nucleotide-gated ion channel 14. The record is from RefSeq and is a predicted model, not a curated record. The coding region runs from base 383 to 2512 and encodes 709 amino acids. Lineage: Eukaryota; Viridiplantae; Streptophyta; Magnoliopsida; Fabales; Fabaceae. Gene Ontology annotation, biological process: potassium ion transport; transmembrane transport. Gene Ontology annotation, molecular function: voltage-gated potassium channel activity. Gene Ontology annotation, cellular component: membrane. The transcript is spliced from 7 exons.